Molecule: messenger RNA, 2698 nt
Organism: Coregonus clupeaformis (lake whitefish)
Lineage: Eukaryota; Metazoa; Chordata; Actinopteri; Salmoniformes; Salmonidae
Product: TNF receptor-associated factor 2-like
Exons: 12
Coding region: 219-2006 (595 amino acids)
Biological process (GO): positive regulation of canonical NF-kappaB signal transduction; tumor necrosis factor-mediated signaling pathway; regulation of apoptotic process
Cellular component (GO): cytosol; cytoplasmic side of plasma membrane; plasma membrane signaling receptor complex
Molecular function (GO): ubiquitin-protein transferase activity; tumor necrosis factor receptor binding; zinc ion binding
Source: RefSeq, a predicted model, not a curated record
AGUGCAAUGGCGAAAUUGAACAGUAACAGCCAUCGCUUCUCGGUACCAUAUUUAUAAUGUCGUUAACAUUAAAGAAAACAGAAUCAUUCUUCUGCAGAGUCACAUCAUGCAACAUCUGUACAUUUAACGCGCGCGGGGCUGCAACUAGAAGGAGUAUUCUACUGUCCCUGCAAGCGAUGACGGUUUAAAACGCGGGUCUGAGGCGUACUGAGUGAAUCAUGGCCACGCAAGAACCAUCCCCUCCGUCGUCCAUGGAGAGCAACAAACCCGGCUUCCCCAAGCAGAUCCUGGCCAACAAGCUGGAGGAUAAACACCUGUGUAACUGCUGUCAGAACCUGCUGCGGAGGCCCUUCCAAGCCCAGUGUGGACACCGCUUCUGUUCCUACUGCUUCAAUAGGACUGUCAGAGAUGGACCUCAGAAAUGCAAUGCUUGUAUCAAAGAGGACAUUUUUGAAGAGCCCACGUCGAUUCUAAAACAAGGCUGUGCUUUUCCUGACAACGCAGCUCGAAGAGAGGUCGAAAACCUCUCCGCUGUCUGCAUCAACGAAGGCUGCACUUGGAAAGGCAAUAUUAAAGAAUAUGAGUUGAGUCACGAGGGGAAGUGUGAGUACAUGAUCAUCCCCUGCCCCUCCUGUAAAGAGCAGAUCCGCUUCAACGAACAGGAACGCCACAACGAGCGAGAGUGCCCCGAGAGAACUCUCAACUGCAAGUACUGCAAGGAACCAUUCCAUUUCAAAAACAUCAAGGCCCACGACGAGAUCUGCCCCAAAUACCCCAUGAUCUGUGAAGGCUGUGCCAAGAAGAAAAUACCCAGGGAGAAGUAUGUGGACCACAUUAAGUUCUGCAGCAAAUUCAGAACUCCAUGCAGAUUCCAUGUUGUUGGGUGUGAUAUGUCAGUGGAGAAGGAGAGGAUCCAUGACCACGAGAGGGCCUGCGCCUACGAGCACCUCAACCUGCUGCUGCACUACAUUAUGGACAUGAAGGUGAGCAUGGAGGGCCUGCAGCCGCAAGGCCUGGAGCUGGCUGGACACAAGCUCCUGGAGCUCCACCAUUCCCUCAGGGAGCUGGAGGCUCGCAUCUCCCAGCUCAGCACUACCUCUACCCGGCCUCCCGUGCAGGGGGCCACCUCCUCUUCUUCCUCCUCGGGCCUCCCCGGGCCUCCCGCCCUGGCUCUUCCCCUGCCUCCACCUCCCGCCCUGGCCCCCACCCUGAGCGUGUCCACCUCCUUCACCCCCCUGCCCAGCUCGGUGGGGGCGGCCCUGGAGCUGCAGCUCCACAGUGAGAAGACAAAGGUGGCGGAGCUGGGACGCAGGUGCACCGAUUUGGAGGUGAAGGCGGGGAUGUUUGAGAAUGUGGUUUGUGUGUUGAACAGAGAGGUGGAGCGCUUUGCCACCACCAUGGAGGCCAGUAACAGACAGCACCGCCUAGACCAGGAUAAGAUUGAGGCCCUGAGCAACAAGGUGCGGCAGCUGGAGAGGACGGUGGGGCUGAAGGACCUGACGGUAGCAGAGAUGGAGGGCAGGCUGAGGGAGAUAUCGGCCACCACAUUCGACGGCGUCUUCGUCUGGAGGAUCUCUGACUUUACCAAGAAGAGACAGGAUGCCAUCGCUGGCCGAGCUCCUGCCAUGUUCUCACCAGCCUUCUACACCAGUAAAUACGGCUAUAAGAUGUGUCUGCGGAUCUACCUGAACGGGGACGGGACAGGGCGUGGCAGUCACCUGUCUCUGUUCUUUGUCGUGAUGAGGGGACUGAGUGAUGCUCUGCUCAAAUGGCCCUUCAACCAGAAGGUGACUCUGAUGCUGCUGGACCAGAGUAACAGGGAGCACAUCAUCGAUGCCUUCCGGCCCGACGUCACUUCCUCCUCUUUCCAGAGGCCUGUAAGUGAGAUGAACAUCGCCAGCGGCUGCCCGCUCUUCUGCCCACUCUCCAAGCUCGACGCCAAGAACUCCUACAUCCGCGACGACACCAUUUUCAUCAAGGCCAUCGUGGAUCUCACAGGCCUCUAGAUGCACCCUUUUAAGUGGAAGUGCAAGACAACUGAGCAGCACUGUGGCCAUUUCGGCUCCAUUUGGGUUCCAUUCGGGCCUAUUUCAGUCCCCUUCAGUAGUAGGGAGCCUGAAAUGCUUGCUACUGUGUGCUGCAUGUGGCUCCAGCUUUCCCGGCUCAGGAGGCCCUUGCACUGUUGUAGCUCUACAUUUUAUAUACAAUGAUUUUACUAAUCUCUUAAUGCCACAAUACUGGUUUCUCAUGGUGCUUGAACCCCACUUGGUGUGGUGUGUAGCUUUAUUAUUUGUAUCCAUGGAAAUAACUCCAGAAUAUAGUCUCAAUAUUCAGUUGGACAGAACCUGUGGUAUUUAAAUGGGGAUAUGUGGUGAUUGAAUUGAGUUGGAGGGCAUCUUUUUCUCUCUUUGUUUUCCAUAAGACUUCAUUAGGUCUCAGAGAGAGUGAAUUCUAGCCAUUAGAGAAUAGUAAUAAGAGGGAUAUGUACCUUUUCCUUGUCAGUGUAGAAAAUGCCCCAAUGCUUAUUGUAGAAGUAGAGCUUAUCGUGGCUUUGUGCAGCAGGGUAUUCACUUUUUCACUUGUUUCCGAUCUCAACCCGAGUAAUUUUGAUUGUGGAUAUCGUGAGCUUCUCAAUGCCAUUGUUGAGUAUAUUUGCAUAGACAAACGUGGAGUUAUGUUAUGAAUAAGAAUAUGGGCA